CUGCUAUUUUUUUGAAAAGUCUGUUUUCUCCUCUUCAGCACCAGGGCAAUGCCUCCUUCGGCAUGUCCGUCUUCAACCUGGGCAAUACCAUCAUGGGCAGCGGCAUCCUGGGUCUGUCCUUCGCCAUGGCCAACACCGGCAUCGCCCUGUUUGUGUUUCUCCUGGUUUCCUUUGCUAUUUUCUCCUUGUAUUCUGUCCACUUGUUGCUGAAGACAGCCGAUGAAGCAGGUGCUCUUGUUUACGAGUCACUGGGUUACAAGGCCUUUGGGAUCCCAGGCAAACUGGCUGCUUCCUGCUCCAUCACCAUGCAGAACAUUGGAGGUGAGGGACUGACCUUUAAGUAUAACAGCUAUGCAUU
This is a messenger RNA of Poecilia latipinna (sailfin molly), 358 nucleotides long. Its product is annotated as sodium-coupled neutral amino acid transporter 2-like. Gene Ontology annotation, molecular function: L-glutamine transmembrane transporter activity. Gene Ontology annotation, cellular component: plasma membrane. Gene Ontology annotation, biological process: amino acid transmembrane transport; L-glutamine transport. The record is from RefSeq and is a predicted model, not a curated record. NCBI's taxonomy places the organism in Eukaryota, Metazoa, Chordata, Actinopteri, Cyprinodontiformes, Poeciliidae. The transcript has 3 exons. The annotation marks the transcript as partial.